This is a messenger RNA of Homarus americanus (American lobster), 3267 nucleotides long. RefSeq names its product mediator of RNA polymerase II transcription subunit 2-like. The record is from RefSeq and is a predicted model, not a curated record. The coding region runs from base 531 to 1754 and encodes 407 amino acids. The transcript has 5 exons. Gene Ontology annotation, molecular function: DNA binding, bending. NCBI's taxonomy places the organism in Eukaryota, Metazoa, Arthropoda, Malacostraca, Decapoda, Nephropidae.
UUCCCCGCCAUGUGACCGGGCCGCGCGCGCGAGAAUUUUACGCGUUUUCGUUUGGAGUUUAGAAUUGUAAUUGAUUUAUGGUCGCGUGAUGAUUGAUGGGCUUUAUGAUUAUGAGGUACCUAGGUGGUCAUUAUUGUUGUCAUUUAGAUAAUUAGCAUAGGAAUUCAUUUCAUCAGUUAGAUAUAUGUAAGUCAGGGCACAAAAACAAAAUUUGAAAGUACAAAUCACGAAACCAAUGGAGGAAACAUUUCCACGAUUGCGGAUAAUACUGGUCGGGUGGCAGGCAGGCAAGAGAGGCGGCGGCAGCGGCCCUACUCCCCGGCUUAGACCGCCCGGCUGCCUGCCUUCACCACCACCACCACUACCACCAUCAUCAGCAGUCGCAGGCUUGGUCGCCACCGUUGCACACCGCGUAGGCCCCACAGGACACAGAGUUGGAGUGGCCGUGUUGCGUCGCGGUGGUGCUGUGUUGUUGUGCCCUCUCGCUUGCAUUGUGCAUUAAGUCCAGCUGCUUUGACAUAUGAACAUACAUGGAUGACCUGGUUGUUGAGAAGUUGGGCAAGGCUGUCAAUGGUGGAGAGAAUGGGACGAGUGGUGCCCCAUCACAGACGGACCUGCUCAAACUGCUGGCAAGUGGCAGUGCUGGAGGUCUUGGGGGGUGUCCUGGGGGUCUAGGGGGCCUAGGGAGCCUGGCAGCUGCUGCUCAGGCUAGACAGAAUGGCAGCAUGAUUCGAUCUUACGAGGCAUUGCUACAGGGUCCAUCUGCUGGACGGAUGGCUCCUCAGGCAGUUGCACUUCCGGGGCCUACACGAAGACGUAAGAAGAAGAGGCGCAGGCAACCAGACAUGCCCAAAAAGGCUUGUACACCUUUUAUGCAUUUUUGUGCAUAUUUUAAGCGAAAACUAAUGGAAGAAGGAAAAGAAUUUCCACAGUUUGCAGAUUUUGGCAAAAGAGCAGGGGAAUUGUGGCGAAACAUGGGUGAUGUGGAAAAGCAAAAGUUUGUUGAGCUUUCUGAGCAGGAUCGCCAAAGAUAUAUUAAGGAUAUGAAGGAAUAUGAGGAGCGUAAGUUAGCCGAAAAAGAACGGGAACGGGAACUCCAGCAACAGAGAGAAAAAGAAUUACAGGUUCUUAGGGAGAAGGAGUUGGAGAAAUUACAAAAGCAGCAGCGUGAGCAGAUGGAACACCAGCAAAAACAAAUUGAACAACACCAAAAGCAUCAGCAACAAAAUCCCAAUGCUGGCAUGAUGAAUAUGUUAAGUCCCUUGAAUCCACUUAAUCCUUUGAUGAUAGCUGCCAUGAAUCAAACCUUAAUGCAGACCAUGUUGACCAACCCUGACAUAAUGAAAUCUGUGUAUUCAGAGGCAGCAAGGAACUACUAUGUAGAAACAAUGAAGAACAUUUACCAGAGUGCGAGUUCACAAGCCAAUGGUAACAGUGUGUCUGUUAGCAGCAGUGGAGCUCAUGUUGGUUUAAGUGAUCACCAGAGCCACAUACCCUCAAACCCCUUGAAUAAUCUGGGCAUGAACAUCAAUCUGCUGUCCCUGUUGAACUCUGGUCAGCUGUCAGCUGUGCCUACCUCUACAGCCUCUUCUACUGCUAACUCCCACCUAUCCAAGACCCCCUCAGCCCUCAAGGCACCCCCCUCAUCUCUCCUAGGCAGCUCCAACAGCCUGGCCGCAGCUGCUUUGGACCUCUCUGCAGCAAGGCCAAGUGAGGGCAAGGGUGCCUAUAGUAGCGAUGAAGAAAACUUCUAGAUACAUAAAAGGCUGUGUAGUAGAUUUCACAAAGGGGUGACCAAGGAAGCCGAUUGUGAAAUCUGAGACACAACAAACCCAAAGUAGCAAAAGUUCCUAUCUCCAGUCAUUAACUUCCCAAAUAUCAUUCAAGCUGCACUUCGCAAAACACAAGUAAACACAAGAACCAAGAGACCUAUACUUUGCCUAUAUGAGUGUAGUUUGUAAUGUGCAAAUCUUAGAGUGAGUUAGCUUCUGUAGAACAUCUGUGUUGUUCAGUAUACUAAAAAAAAUCAAGUACAAUUGCCUUUGAAAAAAGCCAAGUGAAGUAUUAUGCAUGCAAAUAAUUUUUAAUGUUAUGAACUCACAAAUAAAUAACUACUGUGAAUCUGAACUUUUGAUGUGAAGAGGCCUGGCUGUGAUGGUGAUGCUUUGGCCUUUUUAAGAACUGAGCAACUCUUCCAACAAGCUUGAAGGAGGUCUGCAGUACAGAUUGUGUAGUUCAUUUUAGAAAUAGCAACUUUGAAGUGGUUAUUACUGGAAAGCAGUGAAGUGGUGGAGUUUUUCCCAUAAGCAGUGUACCGUACGGUUGUUACAGUUACUCGACAACAGCAAGAAUGGAUGAACUUGUACCAGGCCUCAGUCUGCAAGAGUUCAGUAGCCAGCAUGGUGACUGUACCAUUUACUACCAGUUGCUGACCCUAUCGGGGAGUGUGUAUGCCUGGGUAGGGACACAGCAGGGCAAUUUGGGUGGAUUAGUGGCAGCUUUAGGGUCUCGUGUUGGCCCACCAGCUGUCUCCACUCUCUUGGGCCCAUCUGGUGCAGGGAGUCAUCAAGCCUCGCAGUUAGCUGAGAGAUUACAGAAGCGUGCACAAAAACAUGUGCUUCUGAGUAUGAACCUGCCCAGUGACAACCUGAUACCACAUGUGGAGCAGCGCCUGCUUGAGGAGCUCUGUGUUGCAUAAAGGCCAUGGCUCAUACCAUUUUCCUUACCAGUAAAGAUAGUCUAAAUUGUGAGAUUGUUUUAAGAAACUCAGAGCUCUUCAAUAAAUAUUUCUAGAGUUCAUGAUAAAUAUAUAUUUCUGAUCUAUAUAAAUGUCAUGUUGCUGUGAAGCCCUACUAACUGUUUAGUCAUUAGUAUACUGAAAUAGUGUGAUACUGCACAGCAAUUUUCAACAUGUAACUACUGUACAGAGUUAUUCAGCUACAUCUAGAGGUAUAUUUUUUGAUAGGACAUACUAAUCCACAGUCUAUCCCAUUCUUGAAUUUUAUUGCCUUACUAGAAGUCAGAAAUACUUUUUUCUUUAAUAAGAGCAAAUGGCUAUCAGUCCUGGUCUUGAUGCCCACAGAGUAUCAUUAAGGGUAAUGUUAUGAUUAGUGUAACAUACAAAAGAUUGAAACAACAUGGGACAAUAGUAUGUGUGCAAUGAUAUCAAGAAGAGCAGAAUUAUGCAGUAACUUGUGCAAAAUGAAUGAUAAGCCAAUGCUGUAACACUGUUUUACCAAUGGAUUGACCUUGUAUGCACUGGCUAGC